AUGGGCCAACUCGACAACGUCGCUCACCCCGCCGUCGCGCGCUCGGUCAACCUCUGGCACGAGAUGGUCGCUGCCAAGGACCUGUCGCGUCUCCCGUCCAUCGUCCACCCGGACGCCGUCUUCAGGUCUCCCGUGGCCGUCACUGCCUACAACUCGCGCGCCGCCGUCAUCCUCGCCCUCAACACUGUGCUCACCGUGUUUGAGGACUUUGUCUACUACCGCGAGCUGGUGACGCCCGACGGACUCAACGUCGUGCUCGAGUUUAGCGCCGUCGUGUCUGGCAAGAGGCUCAAGGGCAUCGACCUCAUCAAGUUUAACGAGCAAGGUCAAAUCGUCGAGUUUGAGGUCAUGGUUCGUCCUCUGAGCGGGCUGCAGGCGCUUGCGCAGGCCAUGGGUGCCAAGAUUGGCGACAAGCUGCCGGCGUUCAAGGACAAGGCCAAGCUCUAA
Molecule: messenger RNA, 447 nt
Organism: Apiotrichum porosum
Lineage: Eukaryota; Fungi; Basidiomycota; Tremellomycetes; Trichosporonales; Trichosporonaceae
Exons: 1
Coding region: 1-447 (148 amino acids)
Source: RefSeq, a predicted model, not a curated record